GAGGGGCGCGCUUUGACCUUCUUCCCUGACGCGCAGCUUGCUGUCUGAAGAGAAGCGACGCCAGGGAGGCCUAAAGGGGCGGGGCUGGGAGCAAGCUCUCCCCUCUGAUUGGUUCUCUGGGAACCUACCGCUCCCACGCGGGAAAGAGACCUCGGUUUCUCGCAUGCGCAGUUAUUGACAUUGAGCCUUCGGCGAGUGAGGGAAGCUGCGGCAAGUGUACGGCGCGUGCGCAGAGCCGGAAGGACCCAGGCUUGGUGUUCUCCUUGGACGUUAACACCUGGCGGCCAGUUCUGAGACGAGGUCCUGACAAGCACCCACCCCUCAUGAGCACCUUGGGUUUACUACGAGGUCCUGCAGCACUGGCCAGAGCAUGCUUGGGGCUUUGGAGCCUCAGGCUUGGGGAGAAGCGGACACUGCUGUCCCCAGGAGGCCCUGCUGCCAUGCUACAGGUGGCCAGGAAGAGGGACUACCCUGCCCUGCUGCCCCUGGAUGAGAGUGAGCUGGAAGAGCAGUUCGUGAAGGGACAUGGGCCCGGGGGCCAAGCCACCAACAAGACCAGCAACUGCGUAGUACUGAAGCAUGUGCCCUCAGGGCUGGUCGUGAAGUGCCAUCAGACAAGAUCCGUGGAUCAGAACAGGAAGCUGGCUCGGAAAAUCCUACAGGAAAAAGUGGAUGUUUUCUACAAUGGUGAAAACAGUCCUGUUUGUAGAGAGAAACGAGAGGCAGAGAAGAAAAAGCAAGAAAGGAAGAAAAGAGCAAAGGAAAGGCUAGAAAAAAAGAAAGUACUGAAGGAACUGCGGGAAUCAAGUCGGAAUCCUGCUGUGGAUAGCACUGCGGGUUCUGACUGAACGUGCCAGAAGCAUCCACCAGGAAUUGCGGUGGCGCCUCCCACCAGGGCGUACCUGACGGGCUAGAGCAGGCGUGGCGCCGAGGCCGGAGGAUCGCCGCCAAGGCCAGCCAGAGCUGCGUAGUGAGCUCAGGGGCAGCUCAACUACCAGUGAGACCUUGUCUCAGAAAGAAACAAAAUGAAUAAUGGACUAAACUCAGCAGAGGUUGCUGCACACUUUGAGAACAAAAGUACCAAGAAGCCAUGACUACAAAAGGGGAG
Messenger RNA from Octodon degus (degu), 1108 nucleotides. It is a transcript of the gene Mtrfr, whose product is annotated as chromosome unknown C12orf65 homolog. The transcript has 3 exons. The coding region runs from base 324 to 848 and encodes 174 amino acids. Gene Ontology annotation, molecular function: translation release factor activity. NCBI's taxonomy places the organism in Eukaryota, Metazoa, Chordata, Mammalia, Rodentia, Octodontidae. Gene Ontology annotation, biological process: translational termination. Gene Ontology annotation, cellular component: mitochondrion. The record is from RefSeq and is a predicted model, not a curated record.